AUGGCCUCGUCGAGCUCGUCUGGACCGGCCGGCACCUCAGCGGCGCCACCACCCCUUCCCCCGCCGACUCGCUCAACAGCCGUCACUCGCUCGAUGUCCCGUCGCAGUCUCGCAGGCCCGCUCGACUCUUCCGCACUACCUUUGACUACGGCUUCGAGCGCGCGACGGAUCCCGCCGGGCGACGGAGCGUCGACUUCGGCUGCCCUCCCUCGUGCUCGUUCAACUACUUCGCUCGCACAACUCGCCUCGACCCGUCCCACCGGCAAAGUGCUCGUCCCAUCCACCCAUGCGCCUGGUUCGAUCCGGUCACGCCGAAUCUUGGGCGAAUCGUCGAACUGGGUCCCCUCAGCUUCGUCCUCUUCCUUGGGCGCCUCUACGUCGGCAGCGGCGAAGCCUAAGCCCCGCUCGAGGAGGCUCAGCACAGCCGAAGCAGGAAAGAUGACGGGCAUGGGCGUUGUCCGCGCCGGACCGGCGGUCAUGGGCCAUCCUCCGCGCCGGUCAACAUCGACGCCUUCAGGUCUCUCGACGAGCGACGGAACGGGCGAGAUUCUUGCGGGCGGAUCGAACGACCCGUUCUCAACGGCAUUCGUCAGGCCGACGUUCGACUUCGAGGUUUCGGGCGGGGCGAGAAAGGCGGAGGUUCAGCAGCCCGAGCCGCCAAAACGGGUCGUCAAGCCUCUUCCGAGCUCAAGCUCGGCCGGGACGGCGCGAACCGUGCAUGGUCGACGACUUGCUACGCAGCUUGGCACGCUGGUGGAGGAGAAGGAGGACGUGGCGCCCGCUCGCGGGUCAGCGGCGAACGCGCUGCCGUUCGACCUGACCUCGCCGAGGAAGCAGCGGCCUGCAUCGCCUACCAAGCCGUCCAGCUCAAAGAGUCGCCCUCUAUCAAUUUUCGACGAUGCGACUGCUUCCGCGAUGGACGUCGACCCCUUCCCUAUCGCCUCUGCCGCCCCGACAUCUGCCAACCUGCUUCCGAUCCCUCCCUCAUCACCUGUCCGCGGAGCUAUCUCCCCGCGGUCGCUGACAGGCAAGAGCGCCUUCACGCGCAAGCUCGACGAAGUCGACUCCGACUCGGAUGACGAGGACGACAUCGACUUCUUGAGUCCGCGGAAGAAACGGGAUGCGAAGAGGAUCCAUCUGGCUGAGCCGUCCCCUGUUGCGCCGCGCGUGCUGGAAUUUGCCGUCGGCGCGAGCUCGAAGGCGUUGGAGCAGGUCGAGCAGAGCCAGACGAAGAGGCCGACUCUUCCUCGCAGUCCGCCGCCGAAGAAGCGCCUCCCUGCCCCUUCCGCCCCGAUCGCUCCUGCGCCCUCCAUCACUCGCACAGCUCCUCAGCCCUCGCGGACCAUGUUAUCGUCUGUUCCGAUGCAGCGCACGGCAGGCCGGACGUUUGGGUUGCCGAACCUGACGGCGCCUGCGAUUUCGGCACCGAUGUCGAGGACUGUUGCAGCGCGGCCUCCGACAACGACGGCGGACGGAGGCGUCGGAGCUAUUGACUCCGUGGUCAAGCCGCUCCCAUCGACCGGCACUUCCCGUCCCUCCACCACGUCGGCAGCCGCGCCAAGCUUGACGGCUGCAGCAAGUCGCUUGCCUCGCCCGUCUAGGCCAUCACUCGUCCACGAUGCAUCGGCCAAGAUGGACGGCCGCCAACCUAUCGCUUCCACGUCGACCGCUCCGCGUCCAGCUGUCGCCGCACCUUCCGCCCCUGCACCUGUCGCCUCGCCUGACGACUCAAUCAUGAUCGACGACUCGUCCGCCUGCGCCUCUGCUGACUUGUCCACUGCGUCCGCCACCUCGACGACCUCGGUCAGGUCAGAAGAGACUGCUCGCCGACUCGCCAACCUGCAGAACAUGCUCAGCAGGCUGCAGAUGCCCAAACCGGCUGCUGGACCGGCGUCGAGGCGUAUGAGCGAUGGAGCAGUUGCGCUAGCGGAUGUCGGGGAGGUCCCCCUGCCGCCGCCUUCGACGGGAGAGAUCGGCUCGCGCACUGCGAGAAGGGCGUCGAGGGUCCCCCUCAUCGCGCCUGUUCCCUCCUCAUCGGCUCCGAACGUCCACAUCGCGCCUCAACUACCGUCGACAUCGAUCAAUCGCCGGCGAAGCAGCAUCGCGCCGCCUCGCGCACCGUCGAGCGCUGCCAGCCUCGGCGACACCUCUUGCCUCUCCACCGCGUCUGCACCCGCUUCUUCCCGCCCUGCGACCGCUCGUCGACUUUCCGUAUCGACCUCACUUCUGACCGCUGGCGGUUCGUCGUCUUUCUCGCUUGAAGGGUCGGCCCCGCACGCUGGUCAGCGCAAGGACAAGGCGUUGCAGGGCGUUGUCGCGUUCGUCGACGUCAGGACUGCGGAAGGAGACGAUUCGGGCAUGAUCUUCGUCGACAUGCUCAAAGGACUUGGCGCGAGGGUCACGUCGCGUCCUUCGACGCUUACGACGCACAUCAUCUUCAAAGCCGGUCGCGCCUCGACAAUCCAGUUCUACCGCUCCGCGAACCCCUCGCACCGCCCUCACCUCGUUGGCAUCGCCUGGGUCGUCCGCUGCGCCGAGAUCGGUGCUCGCGUCGACGAAGGGCCGUUCCGCGUCGAAGAUGCUGUCGCGCCUGCGCCUGGGACUGGAAAGGAGAACGUCGACGUCGUCGCGGCUACCGCCCAGGCCGCACUCGGACUUGGCAAGCCCUCGACCGGCGCAGCGAGCGGUCCGCACAAGCGUCGCAAGUCGAUGGAGCCGAAAGCGCUCGCGCAGCUCAACAACGCCAACUCGAGCAUGUCGGCUGCGAGCGAGUCGGCCCUCAAGGCUUCGAUCGCGGCGUCUAUCGAGCGCGCGAGGCGGAAGAGUCUCGCGUUUGCACCCAAGGUCGGCAGUCCGCUCGCCAAGAGGGUGUAUGUCUUGCCGGAUGCGCCAGAGGAGGACGAGAUGGACGAGUAG
This is a messenger RNA of Rhodotorula toruloides NP11, 2916 nucleotides long. Its product is annotated as signal transducer. The transcript has 2 exons. The coding region runs from base 1 to 2916 and encodes 971 amino acids. The record is from RefSeq and is a predicted model, not a curated record. Lineage: Eukaryota; Fungi; Basidiomycota; Microbotryomycetes; Sporidiobolales; Sporidiobolaceae.